Prunus dulcis (almond) is the source of this 2544-nucleotide messenger RNA. RefSeq names its product probable protein phosphatase 2C 4. Lineage: Eukaryota; Viridiplantae; Streptophyta; Magnoliopsida; Rosales; Rosaceae. Bases 195 to 2294 code for a protein of 699 amino acids. Gene Ontology annotation, molecular function: protein serine/threonine phosphatase activity. The transcript is spliced from 4 exons. The record is from RefSeq and is a predicted model, not a curated record. Gene Ontology annotation, biological process: protein dephosphorylation.
UCUCUCCCUCCUCCUCUCUCUCUCUUCACAGAACAAAAACCAUUUAUUUGUGACUUCCCUCAUUCCCUCCUCCGUUUGAGUUGCUAAUUGCCCCGAGAGCCAUGAACAGUCAAAUUUAACACCUUCAAACACUCCAAUCAACAAAACCCAAUUCUUUCCUUCAUAUUUUUUUUUUUUUCCUUUUCUCAUUUCGAAUGGGAAACCGCGUCGCAAAAGCUGGUCGCUGUUUCUGCACCGCCGGAGAAAUAUCCCAGCGACAUGACAACUCCGUCGGCGUACCGGACCCACUCGACGAGGGUUUUGGCCAUUCGUUUUGCUACUUCCGGCCGGACUCCGAAACGUCGUCGUCGAAGGUUUCGUCGGAGGACCCGAACCAGCCGACGACGACAUUCCGAUCAAUCUCCGGAGCCUCAGUCAGCGCCAACACAUUCACCCCUCUCUCCACUUCUCUCUGCGAUCUCUAUCCAUACAGCGCCGGCUGCGACCGAGCGGCCAGGUUCGAGAGCUCGACCUCGUUCGCCUCCAUACCUCUGCAGCCGGUGCCCCGGAAGUCGUACCAGGGAGUUGCGAGUUCGGGUCCGAUCGAGAGAGGGUUCUUAUCGGGCCCCAUAGAGCGAGGGUACUUAUCGGGUCCGAUUGAUCGUGGGUUGUAUUCGGGUCCGAUUGAGAAAGAGUGCGAGAGAUUAGAGAGAAGUCUCUCUUUUGGGAUUGAAACCAAACCCAAAAGGAGCUUGAUGAAGAUUAUAAGAAAAGCGAUUUCAAGUGCUGUGAGUCGUGGGCAGAAAUCGAGUGUUGCGCCGGUAAAGGGAGGCGUAUUGGUCAAAGAAUCGGAUUCGGAGAAGAUGGGUGGUGGGAAUGCGACUCCGAGUAGCACUAAUUUGAGCAGCCAUGUGAGUUUGAGCAAUGAGAAUGAAGAUUGCAGUGGAGAUUACUCAAUGGGGAGCCAAAAUCUUCAUUGGGCGCAAGGGAAAGCGGGUGAGGAUCGAGUUCAUGUUGUGGUUUCAGAGGAGCAUGGCUGGGUUUUUGUGGGGAUUUAUGAUGGGUUUAAUGGCCCUGAUGCCCCUGAUUAUUUACUUUCUAAUCUUUACUCUGCUGUGCACAAGGAACUCAAAGGGUUGCUCUGGAAUGACAAGUUCGAAAUGGAAAUGGAAACCGAAUCAUCGGCAGUAAAAUCAUCGAAUUCGUACUUGCAUUCGGGUUCCUUAAAGGAAAUUGAUCCGCCCCAGAUGAGUAAUCGGAUGGUUCAUGGAGUUCAUGGGGAGAAUUAUGCAUUAGAAAAUGGGGAUAUUAAUGCAGAUGCUAAUUCAAAGAGAAAACAGAGCAAUGGUUUGGGAAAUAAGCUUGAGGAGACUCAGAGGCGGUGGAAGUGUGAAUGGGAUAGAGAAAGGCCAGAGCUUGAUAGGAAGCUAAAGGAGAAUUUGAAACGUCCAGUGUCAAAUGGUGUGGCGUCUCCUGAUCCUAAAGAUGUUCUUAAAGCUCUUUCAGAGGCCCUAAAAAAAACAGAGGAUACAUUUUUGGAUACUGCAGAUAAGAUGGUGACAGAGAAUCCUGAGUUGGCUCUGAUGGGUUCUUGUGUUUUGGUGAUGUUGAUGAAGGGAGAUGAUGUUUACUUGAUGAAUGUUGGGGAUAGUAGGGCGGUUUUAGCUCGGAAAGCCGAACCCAACAUGCGGCGGAACUUGGAAAGGAUUAGUGAAGAACCUUCAGAUGAUCUUGAUUCAUCAAAUGCUGAUGAAAGUUACAGUUUGAAUAAUUUGACUGCACUUCAGCUCACAAUGGAUCACAGCACAUAUGUGAAAGAGGAAGUUCAAAGAAUAAAGAAUGAACAUCCUGAUGAUGCUUCUGCAAUAAUGAAUGACAGAGUGAAAGGUUAUUUGAAGGUCACUCGGGCCUUCGGAGCUGGCUUUCUCAAACAGCCAAAAUGGAAUGAUGCUUUGCUAGAGAUGUUUAGGCUCAACUAUGUUGGAACUGCUCCCUACCUCACUUGUAUACCAUCAGUCUACCACCACAAACUCAGCCGAAGAGACAGACUCUUAAUAUUGUCUUCAGAUGGACUCUACCAAUACUUCACCAAUGAAGAAGCUGUCUCUGAAGUUGAGUUGUUCAUCUCUUCGUUUCCCGAAGGAGAUCCUGCACAGCAUCUCAUCGAAGAAGUGUUGUUUCGAGCAGCAAAGAAAGCUGGAAUGGCCUUCCAUGAGUUGCUUGACAUUCCACAGGGGGAACGCCGGAGGUACCAUGAUGACGUUUCGAUCAUUGUUAUAUCCUUGGAGGGAAGAAUAUGGCGAUCAUCGGUGUAAAUAAACAUUAAAACUGCAAAUAGAAAAAGUCAUUCACAGAAUGGUUGGAUGAUUUUGCAUACAUUGUUUCAUUUCUACCAUUUUUCCUCUUAACCUUUGUAAACAUACCCAUUAGGCUCCACCAGAGAUGGCCGAUUUCCAUGUCAAGGUUUGGAGUUCUUGUUUUGGCACAUAUGUAAUUACAAAAUAGUAACCCUUUUGCUUCUUCCAAGUUCUAAGAGCAUUGUGACAAACUAAGCAUUGAGAUUUC